Messenger RNA from Hyposmocoma kahamanoa, 2197 nucleotides. Its product is annotated as location of vulva defective 1-like. The transcript has 2 exons. NCBI's taxonomy places the organism in Eukaryota, Metazoa, Arthropoda, Insecta, Lepidoptera, Cosmopterigidae. The record is from RefSeq and is a predicted model, not a curated record. The coding region runs from base 64 to 1485 and encodes 473 amino acids.
ACGCAAACAUGCACACGUUAUCUUUUAAUUAUCUUCCUAAUAAUUUACAAUGUUGGCAAAAGAAUGUCCAGUGCUACUUCGACAUUUGUAAUCGUCAACAUACAAGUAACUUGUUUGAUUAUCCAUAGCAUCACAACGAGUGGUGCAUUUCACGAGCGGUAUAGUACUAAAUGGCCUUAUAAUUAUUUUAACUCUAAUUGGCAACAACGGUAUAUCCCUCAAUACACAGUUGGAUUAGUUCAACCACUACAAGAUGAAAAUUCUUAUUCCUCAUCGUCAGGUUCCAGCAGUUUGGAAAAUUCAUCCAAUAGUGCAUCUAUAUCUAACCCUUCAACGGAACAUAAGAAAACAAACUAUAAAAAAAAAUACCAGAACAAUUGCAAAUGCUCUUGUGAAGAUUGCGACAGACUCAUGAGUCUUAUUGACGAAAGAGUACAAGAUUGUUGCAAAGAUAAAUGCAAACGAUGUCUUCUAAAAUCAACCACAAGAAAAUCAAAAACUAUGACGUAUAUGAUAUUGCCGUACGUGGUUCCAAUAAUGUUUUCUAUGAAAAUAAAUCCAAUAACAUCAAGUGCAACAACUACAACAUCAACAACUUUAGAACAUACUACGUCAACUACAACUUCGAGAACGACUACCACUACUACUCCGACAACGACGACUACUACUAUCACUACUAAGACUACUACUACUCCUACGUCGACUACUACUACUACUCCUAGUACGUCGACUACUACUCCUACGUCGACUACUACUACUACUCCUAGAACGACGACUAGUACUCCUACGUCGACUACUACUUCUACGACGACUACUACUACUACUCCUACUACAACUACGACAACUAGCUCGACUACUAGUUCUACGGAACCACCAAUACCAUUCACUUUGAGGACAUUCUCUACUUAUGUAAUACCAGAAGAAAGUCCAUCAUACCCAGUACGAGAUGUUAGCGCCGAUAUAACUAUUCUAUUUCCGGAAGAGAACGAUAGUAAAAAGGACGAUGACGAAGAGAACGAUAGUAAAAAGGACGAUGGCGAAGAGAACGAUGUCACUGCGUAUUUUUCCCCCCAAAAGAAUGAUAUGUAUUAUUAUGUUGAUGACACUACAACAACUGCUAGAAGCAGCUGGCAGGACCAUGAUUACCAUUACUAUGAAGAGUAUACAACUUCAACUAGACCCAAUAAAAAAUGCGAAAUACCCAAAUGUGUACGUAACAAAAAGAAACUGUAUUAUUAUGCAAGGAAGCAAGUUGCGACUACGGAACAACCCUUUCUUAUGCCCACCAGAGCAAUUCCUGCGAGAAAAAGUUACAGUACAGUUGAUAAUGAACUUUAUAAUGACGAAACUGUAAAAGAUUAUUAUAAUAUGGUGUAUGACGAAAAGAUGAAUUAUGCGAGAGAAUACUACUAUGAUGACUAUUAUUAUUAUACGGAUAAGGUUGAUUACAACGAAAUAUCAGUUGAGUUAUCAGCUAAUUUCUAAUUUGAAGUUUCACUCACAUGAAUAAGGCUGACUUUACAUUGCCGCGAAACUGGAUGCAUGCGAAUUUUGAUAACGAUAUUAUACAUAGCAUAAUGAAUUUUAUGAUAAUUGAGUAAUUCCCGAUACUGCGCGAGAAUUCUCCGGAAGACGUCGAAGACGACCUAGGGGUUUACUCCCUUUCUCCAUCCAACUUCCGCCCAAAACAAUUACUGUGAAAUAAAUAAUACUCGAACUUCGAAGCUUCAUAUUUGACAUUGUGUUUUGAUUUUGUCGAGUAGGUAGUUUUUAAGUGACGGGACGAACAUAUCGUGCGUCUGGUGGUAAACUACACGCCUGCCCAUAACAAUCUCAGUGCCACUCAGAGCUUUAAAUAGCAAAGAUCUGAGGGGCACUGCCACUGCGCCCGUCUCCCCGAGGCAUAAGUUACAAUGUUCCAUGUCCCUAUAAUUUCACCAGCACCCUUACCCUUCAAAGCCGGAUCACAAUAUUGCUGAUAUUACUGCUUGGCGGCAGAAAUAGGUAAGGUGGCAAUACUUCCAUGGACAGACUUUUUCACAAGGAGCUCUACUGCUACUUAUUUGACAGUAAUUGUUUCGGACGGAUGUCGGGCAUAGAACGGAAGUAGACCCACUCUUUUAAGGCUUAUAAACUAGACACUUUAUACGUUACCCAAUUGGCAUGAAGUUCAUUAUGAUAUAGCCACAAAAAUGCG